Molecule: messenger RNA, 1278 nt
Organism: Penicillium salamii
Lineage: Eukaryota; Fungi; Ascomycota; Eurotiomycetes; Eurotiales; Aspergillaceae
Source: the annotation of a GenBank genome assembly
AUGGGCUUCCCAGGCGCAGGAGGUGGUCAUAAUGACCAUUCGGCACACCAAGCUUUACACAAGCGAUGCCCAUAUGCUGAUUCUCAGGCCCAUGCUGAGACCAAGGUUGACAAGCGAUUUCUUCUUGAUUCAAUGAAGUCGCCGGUUGAUGUCACCGGCGAGCACGCAUUUCAACCACCCAAUUUUGAGAAUGGUGAUCAACGCGGACCCUGUCCGGGUCUCAAUGCAUUGGCAAACCAUGCUUAUAUCCCUCGUGACGGGGUAGUGUCGUUUGCAAAUGUGAUCACGGCGAUCAAUGAAGUCUAUGGAAUGGGUGUUGAUCUGGCUACCAUUCUUGCCAUAAUGGGCACCGUCUGGACUGGUGACCCCCUUUCACUUGAUCCGAGAUUCUCCAUUGGAGGUCGAGACACCGGUGUCAACAACCUGCUCAACAACUUGGGCGGACUGCUGGGCGAACCUCAAGGUCUUAUUGGGUCCCACAACUUCAUCGAAUCUGACUCCUCCAAUACCCGCGAUGAUCUUUAUGUUACCGGUAACAGCCAUACGCUCAACAUGGAUAAGUUCAUGACCUGGUACAAUAUGUCGACCGACGGCACAUUUGACAUGGAUCUCAUGGCAAAACGCGCCAAGAUUCGUUUCGACGAAAGUAUCCAAACUAACCCUGACUUCUACUACGGUCCAGUCACAGGUCUGAUUGCUAGAAAUGCCGGUUAUUUGUUCUCAGGUCGCUUGUUCAGAAACCAUUCUAUCGAAAACCCAGAGGGGGUCUUGACAAAGAGCCAUGUCCGAAGCUUCUAUGGUAUUCAAGGCGAUGAAGGCAACUUGACUUAUCGGGAGGGAUGGGAAAGAAUCCCUGACAACUGGUACAAAACCCCUGUGGACUGGGGACUUGUCCAGCUCAACUUGGAUACUAUUGACUGGAUCCUCAAGUACCCGGAGCUUGGAAGCAUUGGUGGAAACACGGGUACAGUUAACUCCUUCGCCGGAGUUGACCCUGCAGACCUCACAGGUGGUGUGUUGAACUUGACCACCCUUCUUGAGGGUAACAAUUUGCUUUGUUUCGUAUUCGAGGUCCUCAAGUUUGCCAGUCCCAACGCACUUGGUGGUUUGUAUUCGACUCUGGCUGGUCCUUUGGAAUUUGUCACAAACAUUCUCUCGGUGCCCUUGCUGAACCUCACUUGCCCGGCAUUCAAAGACUUGCAAAUGGGAGGCAAGCCGAUCUGGGAAGCACUCAAGGAUGAUUUCCCUGGUGCUAUGAAGAGUGGUCGUUUCUUCUAA